AUGAGCGCUCAAGGCCCCGUCGCCCUCCCGCCGACCACGGUGCUCACCACCAAGCCAAUCUCCCAAUCCGAGGCCCACGAGUUCCUGGCCAUGUACCUGGAGCGUGCACGAACCGAUGCCUCCCUCCAGCCAAACGCCAGCAUCAACGAGAGCGGUCCCAUCUCCCGCACAACCUCCGCCGCGCCAAACUUGAUCCUCCACAAUCUGAAGCGCGUGCAGGCCGGUCUGGCCGGUGAAGUCCUAGGUCGCGAUCUUACUGUCCAGAAGCAGAAUCCCGGCGAGGAUUACCUGGAUAUUCCCGCGGCGGGCGCUUCGACCAAUCAACUUGAGAAUGGGGAGGAGCAGGGUGAAGGCGAGAAGGAUGAUCUGGAGAUGAGAGACGUGGAGAUGGAGACUGAGGCGGAGGCCUUUGCUGAACAGGAGGAGCAGUUGGCAGCUGUUGAUAAGGAAGAGCGUAAGAGGUUGAAGAAGGAGAGACGCUUGGCAGAGAAGAAGGCUAAGGCCAAGAAGGAGGUUGACUAG
Molecule: messenger RNA, 522 nt
Organism: Penicillium brasilianum
Lineage: Eukaryota; Fungi; Ascomycota; Eurotiomycetes; Eurotiales; Aspergillaceae
Source: the annotation of a GenBank genome assembly